Plasmopara halstedii is the source of this 2412-nucleotide messenger RNA. Its product is annotated as dethiobiotin partial. The coding region runs from base 1 to 2412 and encodes 803 amino acids. The record is from RefSeq and is a predicted model, not a curated record. NCBI's taxonomy places the organism in Eukaryota, Oomycota, Peronosporomycetes, Peronosporales, Peronosporaceae. Gene Ontology annotation, biological process: biotin biosynthetic process. The transcript has a single exon. Gene Ontology annotation, cellular component: mitochondrion. Gene Ontology annotation, molecular function: dethiobiotin synthase activity; pyridoxal phosphate binding; magnesium ion binding.
AUGCUGUCGAAGACCUUCGUUCGCCGUCGCGCUUCUGGAUCGCGAUCCACCGUCUCCUCUGUUUGCUACCACAUUGGAGUGCAUGAGACACAAUUAGAUGCUGACAGUCUUACAAAGAGAAAACAACAGAUGCGUACAAAAAGAGCUGGUGCUCUGUGUCUCAACACGCCAGUGUUUCAAGUUUUUGGCAGUAAUACGGACAUUGGCAAGACCAUUAUAUCUGCCGGUAUCUGUCGCAGUGCUGCCAUCGUAGCAAGCUUAAAUGGGCGCGUCGAUUACAUCAAACCACUUCAGACUGGUACUGAUUACGAGAAUUCUGGGUCGUUUGCUGGAGACGCAGCCUUCGUUGAGAAGUACGCAGUAGCUCAGAACCAAAGUCAGGGAGACAUUCAAUGCUCGACUCUUUAUUCAUGGAAAAAUCCUGUAUCACCGCAUCUUGCAGCACAGAUGGAAGGACAUACAAUUACAGAUGAGAAGCUGCUUGAGCUGUUGUCCGAUAAACUCGAGUCAAUUAGCAAGAUGAAUGGAGCGAAUGGUGUAGACAGUUUAGUGCUAGUAGAGACAGCAGGAGGUGUCUGUAGUCCUUCGGCAUCUACACGAUUUCAAGUUGACGUGUAUCGUAGUCUGCGACUGCCCGUCAUUCUAGUUGGUGACGGAAAGCUUGGUGGGAUUUCGACGACCAUGUCAGCACUUGAAACGCUGCUGAUUCGCGGCUUCGAUGUAGCUGCAAUUUGCUUAAUUGAGCAGGACAAUUUGGACAACAAGGCAGCGUUGAUGCCGCGUGCGAGUGAGCUUGGUAUUCCGAUCAUUACGAUGAAUGCUAUUCCGCCCAUGCCCGAACCAUUACACCAAUGGUUCGAAGAACAUGACAAGGUGUUUGCUGAUGUAAGCGCAAGGCUAAAAUCCUUUCACAAGUUGCGAAUCGAUCGCUUCAAAAACAUGAAAGAGCGCGCUGAGCAAGUUUUUUGGUGGCCGUUCACACAACACAAGAAAACUGGUGGUCUGUCUAUAAUUGAUUCAGCGUACGGCGAUGAAUUUAGUGUAUAUCGUCCAGAAACGAACACUGUCGACCCAUUGUUUGAUGCGUGUGCGAGCUGGUGGACACAAGGAGUUGGACACGGCAACGCCACAAUGGUGACGGCUUUGGCGUAUGCUGCUGGUCGCUACGGCCACGUCAUGUUUCCUGAAAACGCACACGAACCAGCUUUACAGCUUAGUGAGAAAUUGCUUGCAACAGUAGGUAAAGGAUGGGCUUCGCGCGUGUACUUUUCCGAUGAUGGCUCGACAGCAGUUGAAGUGGCGCUAAAGAUGGCAUUUCGAAAAUACGUACUUGACCACAAGUUAAACUAUCGUGACUUUUUGUCAGACUCUGCAACUGGCAGUAAGAUGGUCACACUUGCACAGGCUAAUUGCUAUCAUGGCGACACGCUUGGUGUAAUGAAUGUUGCGGAAAAAAGUGUAUUUAAUGAAAAGCAGCAUCCGUGGUAUCGUCCCGAAGGCGUAUUUCUUAAGGUCCCGACCAUAGCUCUUCAAAAUGGUGAAUAUGUGAUUUCUAUCGAUUUCGAAGUCGCCGGCAACACGAAGACUGAAAAACUUGGCUCGCUUCACGCUGCAUUUGAUGCUACACGUGAUCAAAGUGUAUUAGCAGACAUUUAUCGCCAAUAUAUCGCUCGAAUGAUCGACAAUACCGAAGAAAAGAACAUUUGUGUGGGUGCUGCAUUGAUUGAACCUGUGCUGAUGGGAUCAGGUGGCAUGUACUUAAUUGAUCCGCUGUACCAACGUAUACUCGUACACGAAUGUCGAGCUCGAAAGAUUCCUGUGAUUUAUGACGAAGUAUUUUCAGGUUGGUGGCGAUUGGGUGUUGAGUCUGCACGUGAUUUGCUUGGUGUCGACCCAGAUAUUGCCUGCUAUGCUAAAUUACUGACAGGUGGUGUAGUUCCCAUGGCCGCUACACUAGCAUCAGAAGAUGUGUUUAACACUUUCUAUGCUGAUUCGAAGGGUGAAGCUUUGCUGCAUGGUCAUUCCUUCACAGCAUAUCCUGUUGGAUGUGCAGCUGCAGUGACAGCAUUGGACAUGUACCAGAUUCUCAGCAAGUCGAGAAAUUAUUCUCCAGACGCAACGCGCAUCUACUGGAACAUUGAACAGUUGACUGAGUUGUCGACACGUCCUUACAUUGAGCGCACUUUUGCUAUCGGUACUGUGGCGUGUAUAGAGCUAGCGUCAGAAAGCGCUGGAUACGCCUCAACUGAAGCUUCUGAGCUUAUUCAAAUCCUGCGAAAAAAUGGCAUAUAUGCUCGCGCGUUAGGCAACGUCUUGUACAUGAUGUGCUCUCCAUUUACAGCUCAACAAGAUUGUAACGAGUAUCUCACAACACUGACGCAUCAAAUUGAGGCCUUUCAAGCCAAUAAGUAG